Molecule: messenger RNA, 1461 nt
Organism: Paracoccidioides lutzii Pb01
Product: IBR finger domain-containing protein
Exons: 4
Coding region: 1-1461 (486 amino acids)
Biological process (GO): positive regulation of proteasomal ubiquitin-dependent protein catabolic process; protein polyubiquitination; ubiquitin-dependent protein catabolic process
Cellular component (GO): ubiquitin ligase complex; cytoplasm
Molecular function (GO): ubiquitin protein ligase activity; zinc ion binding; ubiquitin conjugating enzyme binding
Source: RefSeq, a predicted model, not a curated record
AUGCCAACUUUCAGCCAGCCUUGUAACCAGAUGUCGCUUAUAAGAAUAUCGAGUUCACCCCUCAUUGUAGCCUCUAGGCUCGGAACUUCCCCUGCUUCAGUUCGCUUGGAUAGAUCUGCGAUGGCCUGCGCGUAUGAGCUCCUUCAAGGCAUUGAUGAACAGAGUGCUGCCGUGGUCGUCCAGCUGCAACUUCAGGAUGCCGAACUAUAUUUUUUUUCUUCCAAAGGAAAAUCUCGUGAGGGCGAGCUGUCGGACGAAUCGCUCGCAUUUCAGCUGCAAAAGCAAGAGCUAGAAAACUUCUCUUCGUUGCAUGCAGAUAACCAGAUGGCUCGAAGCAUGGCAACGGCCAUCUUGACUGAUGGACAGUUGUUGACAGAGACUCUGUCACAGGAAGAAAUCGCUGCAAGAGACCGUGAUAUGGCCCGUCAAUUGGCUGAUGGAGCAGUUCAGAGCCACAAUUCUUUCGACGAUGAGUUCUUGGAGAAGCUCCGAGUCUUGUACGUCUCUGGUUUUGAAGACGUCCGGCAUGACCCCGAUGGCGGAAAACUAGACUUUGCAGACGAUGCUCUGGCAGAGUCAUCUGCGUGGGCGGCAAGUCGAACCAGCAAUUCAUCCUCAAUAAACCGCCGUUGCGAAGCCUGCCGAGAAGAAAGAAAGUUUUUCAACGUGGCUCGUCUUCCAUGCCAUCACAAAUACUGCCAUGCCUCCAAUAAAGCUGGCGAGUGUCCGCAUAUUUCUGGAAUCCGAGCUUGUGCGAGGUUAAACGAGAAAAAGAAAGUCGAGUUCGAAACCCCAAAUAGAACCUACUGCCACUCGCCGAAAUGUUCGAGUUUCGUCAACCCCCGCAGCAUCGACGGCGAGGUAGCGACGUGCUUUGAGUGUGGUUUGACGACUUGCACGACUUGCAAAGGAUCAGCACACGACAGAGACUGUCCAAAUGACAUACUUUUGGAAGAACUGUUAGACACAGCCAGGGAAAAUGGGUGGCAACGAUGUUACAGCUGUUGGAGAGUUGUAGAACUCGAUCACGGUUGUAAUCACAUGACGUGUCGCUGUGGCGCUCAAUUCUGCUAUAUAUGUGGACAGCGUUGGAAGAGUUGCGCCUGUGAACAAUGGGAUGAGGGUCGUCUUCUUGCCCGUGCAAAUCAGAUUUUAGAUCGGGAACCUGAGCGUUUGGCUGCAGUUCCUGCUCCGGCUGAUGCAACCCGAUUAGCAAAUGCUCCCCACCUACCGCAAGAAAUCGACCCUCCCGCGAACCCUACCCUAGACCGGAGAAACAUCUUGGUUGCGGAAACCAUGCAAAAUCUUAGGGCAAACCACGAAUGUGGCCACUCUCACUGGCGGUGGGUCCAAGGACCUCACCAAUGCGAGGAAUGCCACCACUUCCUCACGCAGUAUAUCUUUGAAUGUCGUCUGUGCCGUCUGCAGGCAUGCAACCGGUGCAGAAGGAAUAGGCUUUAA